Molecule: messenger RNA, 2750 nt
Organism: Pomacea canaliculata
Lineage: Eukaryota; Metazoa; Mollusca; Gastropoda; Architaenioglossa; Ampullariidae
Product: hydroxyacid-oxoacid transhydrogenase, mitochondrial-like
Exons: 14
Coding region: 101-1504 (467 amino acids)
Cellular component (GO): mitochondrion
Molecular function (GO): alcohol dehydrogenase (NAD+) activity; metal ion binding
Source: RefSeq, a predicted model, not a curated record
CAACUAUGUAAAUCAAGGUGAAGGUUCAUAGUCCAUUUUGAUAACAUUCGAUCUAUUUUAGAGUUUGCACGAGCACGUGUGAAAGCUUUGUAAACAGAAAAUGUCAUCGCUUUUACGAGCUUUUUGUGGUUACCACAGAAUUUCAACAAAAUGGAAAGGACUUGUACCAUCGUCAUAUCAGUUCAUUCAGAAUGGAUUAGUAUCAACCUACAAUCAGAGUGACAAGACAGAUUAUGCAUAUGAGAUGGCUUGUUCGAAUAUUCGAUAUGGAAAAGGCGUGACACAGGAAGUUGGUCUGGACUGCCUAAACUUCAAAGCCAGAAAUGUUUGUGUGAUGACGGACAGUAAGCUAGCAAAAAUGGAUCCUGUGCGGGUGGCUCUUGAGUCCUUAGAACAACAUAAAGUUCCAUACCAACUGUAUGACAAAGUGCGUGUGGAGCCAUCAGACCAGAGCUUCAAAAAUGCAGUUCAGUUUGCAUUAGAUGGAAACUUUGAUGUCUUCUUGGCAAUAGGCGGGGGAUCAGUGAUGGACACAUGUAAAGCUGCUAAUCUUUACUCCAGCAAUCCAAGUGCAGAGUUUUUGGACUAUGUCAAUGCUCCCAUUGGCAGGGGAAGGCCUGUCACGCACACUGUGAAGCCUCUCAUUGCUGUAUCAACCACAGCAGGGACGGGAAGUGAGACAACAGGGACUGCUGUCUUUGAUUUCUUAGCCCUUAGGUCCAAAACAGGUAUAUCCAGCAGAGCUUUACGACCCACUCUAGGAAUCCUUGACCCUCUCCAUUUGAGAACAGUUCCAGAAAGAGUGACUGCCUAUACUGGCAUUGACGUUUUAUGUCAUGCAAUAGAGUCAUUUACUGCUUUGCCUUAUUAUGAAAGACAGCCCCGCCCUGAUAACCCAAUUGCACGGCCUGCCUACCAAGGUAGUAACCCGAUCAGUGAUGUAUGGUCGAGGCAUGCCUUGACUAUAACUUCCAAGUUUUUGAAACGAGCAGUGUAUAACCCUGAUGAUGAAGAGGCAAGGUCUCAAAUGUUGCUUGCUAGCUGCUUUGCAGGUAUAGGAUUUGGCAAUGCUGGUUGCCAUUUGUGUCAUGGCAUGUCUUACCCAAUCUCAGGCUUGGUGAAGACAUUCACAUCAAAAGACUAUGACUUGGAUCAUCCAAUGGUUCCACAUGGACUUUCUGUCAUCAUCACUGCUCCAGCAGUGUUCACUUUCACUGCAUCAGCAUGUCCUGAGCGCCAUCUAGAGGCAGCGACAUGCCUUGGAGCUGAUGUAAGAAAUGUGAAAAGAGAAGAUGCUGGAAAAUUUCUGGCUGAUGUUCUCCGCAAGAUCAUGCUUGAUAUUGAGGUUCCGAAUGGUUUGAAAGAACUGGGCUACACUUCAACCGAUAUUCCUGAAUUAGUAAAAGGCACUUUGCCUCAGCAUCGUGUGACGAAAUUAUCACCUAGGCCUGCCAGUGAAGAAGAUUUUGCUGCUAUGUUUGAGAGUUCAUUGACAGUAUAUUAACAUCACCAUGCUUUUCAAGUAUGAUGCUUCUAAGAAUGUUAAGGUAAAGCAUAUAAAUCCACAUAAAGGGAUAUUUUGAUGAUGUGAAAACAUAUUUAUUAAGAACCACAAAGCAUGAAUGAAAAUUGCAAGUGGAAAAAGACUUAAGGUCGUGCAGUUUCUAGUUGAAUUUUAGUUAUUUCGGGUUUUUUUCUGCUGAUCUGCAAAAUAUAUGUUUAUGCAGUGUAUACAAAAGGAAUAAUAUUCUCAUAUAAUGUAAAAUUGUAUUUCAAACAGUAUUCUGCCCUUGACCAUGAAACAUGUUUCAGAGUAUUCAGUGGCAAUACAGAAUGAUGUAAGAUACUUUAGAUAUUCUGCAGAUACUUUUGUUUUAUAACUACUUUUCUCAUGGUCUAGAACUAUAUUCAUGCAUUAUUAAUAUGUAAACAUAGUAAGUGAAAGUGCAUGAAAGGAAAGCACUUACAAAAAUAAAGUUAUGCAGAGGAAAAAUGGUAAUGAAAGCAUCUUAACUUUUCCUUAUGUAUAAUUUUGGAGUCUUAUUUUGCAUUUAUAUUUCUCAUCAAGUCCUGUAUAGUGAGCCGUAAUAUAGCCUUAGUUGCUGGCAUGGCAUAAAACACAACCAACCAACCUGUACAUGCGAAUUUUUAUUGUGUUGUGCUUGGCAUUGAUUUGAACCAGAUAAUAUAAAUAUUUGAAAAAGAUCAUGUGCCUUAUGGAGAUAUGUUUAGCGCAGUAUUGUAGCAUUUUUUAAUCUUUCUGUAUGGUUUACAAAAAUAAUAGGAGAAUACUUUUUAUGGUUUUGUACUGUUGCUUUUCUACAGGCAUGGGGCAAUAAUUUACCUGCGUUAAUGGAACUGUGUUCAGCUACUGUAAAUUGAUCUUGAUCCAAAUUGAUCAAAAAUCAUGACCAGCUGAUUCAGUCCAUAUACAUUUUAUGUACAUCUUGAAUUUUUGGAACCUUUAUUCUUUAAGUACAAUGUCUUUUUAUUGUAAUCGGUUUAAUUAAUGAUAAUGGUUUGUUUCUACAUAAUGAUAUAAUUGGGCUCAUUUCCAUGAAUUACAUUGGAAAAAAAAGCAAUAUUUAUAUACUGAGCUCUGUUUCCUGUAGUGCAGAAAGUUUCAGCCAUGAUAUGAUUAGAUGUUUUCAUACCCUAAAGUCCAUGUGAAUUUGGAAAAAAGUGAUCACCAAAGAAGUACUUGUUUUCUAAAAAGCAUAUGAUCAUUAAUUAAAGCUUGCUAAACUUAA